This is a messenger RNA of Adineta steineri, 519 nucleotides long. Lineage: Eukaryota; Metazoa; Rotifera; Eurotatoria; Adinetida; Adinetidae. The record is from the annotation of a GenBank genome assembly.
AUGAAAUUGUUUGAUGAAACUAAUACCUGUUCAUUAUUUAAAUUAUUAUUUAUAUUCCUAUUAAAACUUGAUAUGGUUAUUAGUAUUCGAACUCGAAAUACUUCAAAUAGUACAAAUAAUCUUUCAUGUUAUACAUGUAUCGAACCAAUCGUUGGUUAUACUGAUCAUCCUGAUUCAUGUAAACAUCUUAAUAUAAGUUCGCCAUUAGCAGCACCUUUUAUUCAAGACUGUAAUUCUGAUAAUGUCGAUGAAUAUGAAUGUCGAAAAGUCGUUAUUAGUUAUCGUACUGUUGAAACUUAUUUACGUCGUGAUUGUGUUCCAAAAGGUUUAUGUUCAUGGAAAGAUAGAACUAAUUCAAUGAUAGAUACACCAGUAUAUGAUUGUGUUUAUACUGAUGAACGUUUGCAAAGACUUGAAUGUAUUUAUUGUUGUGAUACACCAUUAUGUAAUAACACAAUUUUAUAUCGUAUGUCCAUUCAAUUUAUUAUUUGUUUAUUACUGAUUCGAAAUUUUAUUUGA